AAAAGGUUGGUUUGUGACGGGGUCUUGGCAGCUCUUGUGGUAAUGAAAUAUGGCGACUAUGAUCUUUGUUGAGCAGGAGAAUGGUAACCUUGCUGCCAGCAUGAUGGCUAAAGAUCGGGUGAGGCUCCCCUCAAACUCAGCAAAGGGGCUUUCAAGCAAAGGGCAGAAUAUGUUCCCAGGAAAAGUGUUCAGCGCCUCUGAAAACCUGCCCAAACCAUCCAGGAAAGCACUUGGAACUGUCAACAAGCAGCUGGCACCAAACAAAAUACCACAGAGUGGGGCAGUUAAAGGAAAAACCAACCUAAACCAUGCUAAAAAGUCUCAGGUUUCUGAAAGGAAGGUUGUUGCAAAGCCUGUGAAAGAGGCAUACCCUGACAUUGAGAACUUCUUCCCAUACAAUCCUUCAGACUUUGAAAGGUUUCAUGUGCCAGAAGACCAUAAGCUCAGUCACCUUUGCCUAGCUGGUGUCCCCCUUAUUGUUAAUGACAAUGAUGUGGCAAGAUUUGAAAAGCUGAUACAAUUCCAGCCUUCUCCUAUGGAAAUCCCAACUCUUUCUUGGGAAUCGGAUCCUGUAAAUUAUUUGCCUUUUUUGGCCACUCUGGAUGAAAUCACACUGGAUAUGCCUGAAAUUGAAUGUUAAAUGUUUAGUUUUGUCUCUGUUCUUUGCUCUUAACUUAAUAAAAUUACUGUUUUUAACUAA
Molecule: messenger RNA, 700 nt
Organism: Spea bombifrons (plains spadefoot toad)
Lineage: Eukaryota; Metazoa; Chordata; Amphibia; Anura; Pelobatidae
Product: securin-like
Exons: 7
Coding region: 50-640 (196 amino acids)
Biological process (GO): chromosome organization
Cellular component (GO): cytoplasm; nucleus
Source: RefSeq, a predicted model, not a curated record